AAAUAUUCGCUUCUACUUUUGUUUUUGUUUACAAUUUUUGGAUAAAAUAGAGUAAAACAUAAUUUGAUACCUAUUAAUAAAUUCAAGAACACUCAUUUUGGCGUUUCCCAACCAUUUAACAUAAAUCUCUUGAACACUGAUAAGAGCAGCUGAGCUCAGAGAAUGUACGAUUUGAUUUUAGUUGAUGGGUGCUUCGAGUGCAAUGCGGUCACAUUUUGCAUUGAUUCCUUUGUUCGCUUUGUUUCUUGGCCACCAAGGUGCUUCCCAGUUCCUGGAGUAUCCCUGUGGAUCUCCGAUUGGGAGCAGGAUUAGCGGUGGCUCCAACGCAAACUUUGAAAAUUCUAUUUAUAUGGCAGCCAUUUUUAAUCAAAGCAAUCAUUUUCAAUGCGGUGGCACAGUGAUAAAUAAACUCUUUAUUUUGACUGCUGCUCAUUGCUUGGAUACCAAACAAAGGCUAUACGUGAAUUUGGGAGCGUACUACAAAUACACCCCAAAGCGUCAGUACGAUGUCAGUUACGGCUUACAGCACCGUGACUACAAUAAAUUCAGUGGCCAGAACGAUAUAGGCCUGCUUAAACUGGCAAAUAGUGUCGAUUACAAUCGUCAAAUUCAACCAAUGUGCAUUUAUUUGAAUAAGGAGAUUAAAAAGCAAUUAGCGUCCGUGCAAACGUUUGAAGCCUUUGGUUGGGGCCGUAAACGCGACGGGCUGGAAAGCGAUAUUCUUCAAACUAUCACUCUUAAUCAACUAAAUCAACAAUAUUGCAAAUCUGAGUUGGGUGAAAGUCUUAAUUCGACUCAGAUCUGCGCUGGUGUCUCGAAUGGAGACACCUGUGAAGGCGAUUCUGGCGGUCCGUUGGCUCAAAAAGUCAAGUUAAUUAAUAACACGAUACUUGUAGUUCAGUUCGGAAUCAUAAGCUAUGGAAAAAAAACAUGCGAUUCGGUGGGGGUGUAUACGGAUGUGACCAGCUAUGUAGAUUGGAUUCAGGAAACAAUAAGCAAAUAUAAAGACAUGCUCCCCGCCAAAUCCACCCCAAUCCCACCUGUUCCGCAAAAUUAUCAGCAGGUGAAUCGGCCUGUGGCUCCGGAGGUGUGGAUUAAUAGUGUCUGCGGUGGGGAUGGAAACUCGAUGACAUCGAUCAUACGCCCAACCAUUUAUGGACCUGAUUUUAAGGCGCAGGGCGUGCUGAUUGCAGACCGAUUUGUCCUUACAGUUGCCGCAGACAUGCCAGAAAAUGCCGCCUCAUUAGAAGUGUCUGUGAUGGGAACAACAAAGUAUGCAGAGUACGGUGUUUCCUCCGUCUUCAAGAACAAAGAGUAUUCCGAUGAAAUAUUUUUGCUUGAACUGAUGCAACCGGUGAUUUCCAAUGGCCAAAAUAAAUCAAUCUGUAUCGUGAGCGAAACCUACCAGAAGGAUGUUGAAAAUAAUAAAGCAUGGGCUAUAUUUGACAAUGUGAAUUUAAAAGAGUUUAGGGUUGAUCCUUUCAGUCCCCAAUUAUGCUCGUAUUAUAUAGGAUCUGUACUUGAACCAAAUCAACUUUGUGUUGAAAAUCCCUCUGGAAUAAGUCACAUUCCCGAGAAUUCUGGCAACGUAUUGGUAAACAAGAUAACGGUUAAUAAAAAACCAUUCCUUGUUUUAAUAGGUAUUGUCAGCUAUUCAUCUGAUGGAAUGCAGGUUAUCACAAAUGUUAUGAGAUAUACUAGGUGGAUCGCAGGCAUCAUAAAUCAAUUUAAUUAAAAUAAUCAACGAUUCCGAACAAUAAAAAUAUAAAAACACUAAAUUUAGUUAUUGUAACAACAUUAUCAAAGUAAGCUUGGCCAAAAUAUUAAUAUGUAUGUUGCAUUUUUAGUUGAAGCCGUCGGGAAAAUACCAAAACAACCGAUACGUCAGCAGGUCCCGCUAUCGAUAAGAUUCGGUGGUGACACCGACUGUUGAUAGCGGGAGAGGAAAUAGCUAUUUAAAUUUAGCCCGGUUCGCUCGUUAACUGGGUUAAAUAACCUUGAAUAGGUCAGGGUUUUGCUUUAGUUUUCUGCAAGAAGUCGUAGGAGAACGGUCGGGAAAAAAAUUAAGACAAAAAUUCGUAAUUAGUUUUUAGAUAACUCAAAGUGAGUAGUUAAUUAUUAGUCCUGAACUUGUAAAUGACAGUGUUUUUUUUUUAAAUAUUGAAGCCGCCGGGGACCCUAUCUAAAGGGCCCCGGAAAUUUAGAGGAUUUGGGAAGGUG
Messenger RNA from Drosophila gunungcola (fruit fly), 2220 nucleotides. Its product is annotated as transmembrane protease serine 9-like. NCBI's taxonomy places the organism in Eukaryota, Metazoa, Arthropoda, Insecta, Diptera, Drosophilidae. Gene Ontology annotation, biological process: proteolysis. Gene Ontology annotation, molecular function: serine-type endopeptidase activity. The coding region runs from base 185 to 1735 and encodes 516 amino acids. The transcript has 7 exons. The record is from RefSeq and is a predicted model, not a curated record.